UUGGAUAUAGCAGCGAGUGCGUUACCACUCGGAUUUGUUUCUGGUUUUUUUUUUUCUUGUGGGGGUGAAUGGAAGAUGGAAACCUUCUAGUCACACAACGGCGUGACGUUGUUCGAGCGACAACGCUGUGCUACACGUACACUGUGCACCCUUAACAGGCGCACUCAGCCGCCUCGUUACACUGCGGUCGUCUAGCGGCAGCCGCCAGCGUGACGCGAACUUCGCGCUGAUGCACUUUCGAGUUGAACACCUGUGCCAGAGGACGGAAGUAGGUCGCUUUGUACGCGCCCUGGCUUGCGGUGUGUGUGUGUGUGUGCGUGCGGGUCGUGCAGGAAACAGAGCGCGUUCCCAGGAUAAUUUCGGUCGCUGCCUGAAUCUCCUUCCUAUCCAGUAAUCAAUUUCGGACUCAACGACAACGACUAGACGCUUCCCCGGUGGACGAUCAAGGUCAGCCGAGCACAGAACGCGCACAGCCUCACCACACACUUUGCCCUUGGCAUAAUUCGGCACUGUACUUCGAGAAUCACACAACACCGUCUUGCACCCGGGGUCGGCAAUGGCCAGGGCAAUGGCCAUCUCCUCCGCCUGACACGCCUCUCGGACCCGAGCAGAAGGAAGGCCGUUGACUUCCAGCGCGUGUGCUGUCCGUUCUGUAGCAACCUGUUAGCGAAAAGCAACACAUGGGAGCAGUCGCCAGCUUCUUUGGCAAACUUGCCGCUUCAAUAAGACUCCUCUUCGAUCGGAUGAAGGAGACAUCGCGCCGACUGUCCAGUGCCGAUGAAGACGCGGACUCUUCGGAGGACGAAACCGAAGACAUCGUAAGUGAGUGCACGACCUCCGAAGAUUCGGGUGGCCAUGGCGAUUCGCAUGUUUCCUCAGCCAGACCGGGCGCGGAAGUACAUGCGUCGGAUUCGGCGGCAGCCGGCGACACCAAAGUGUUGAGCAGAACUCCCAGCUGCCGCUGCCCUCGAUCGGAGGCGCCGUUUUCCGCGCGGCGGCUAGUUCAGUCCGCUGGUUUGGCGAACGACGAAGUCCCAUGUAUCUGCUGCAGCGUCGAGGACACGGACUCGCUGGGCGAGCUUCAGGUCCAGCAGACGGCUUCGUACGGCAUCAACUCAGUGUCCGUUCAGAGCAGGCUCGAAUCUUCGGUGAUGACGAGCAUAUCUACGGGGCCUGUCACGAGGACUGUCCACGUCACAACGACGGUUUCGAGCGUGUCGCCCGUUGAGACGUUGCGCGGCGGUUUCUCGAGAAGGUGCAUCAAUUCAUUAACAACCGUGUGUGUUCCCCGUCUGGUCGACCGCUUCAACUGGCAGCCAGGCCGCGUCCACCACGGUAUCGUUCGCCAGCCGAGCAUUCGACGAAGAAGCGGCUCGUCUGUGGCUAAAAGUCAUUUGGCGUCGCAUUGCCUCUCGCACAACAGCAGCAACAGGGCAGAGCCUGAAUUGGACCUCACGUCUGAUGAACGUCGCAAUGCCUGUUCGAAUGAGUCGCUUCGUGUUUGUAACGAGGCAACCGUCACUGUGAAGGAACUGGCUGCUUCUCUGAAAGACCUCGAAGAAGACACCGACGAACCGAUACGCUUCUUCUUCACUGCACCGUCGCCGACGCUGGAGCACCCCUUCGUGGUUGGAGCCGCCCAGGCACUGGUGAAAGAGGGACAUUCUGUCGCCGAGGCCCCACCACCGUCUGCUAACUCGACUGAGGACGUUUGGAGGUGCUGCAGCAAACGUGAAGACACCGGAGGGUCGCCUAAUAAAUGUGACAGCCCCGUACCGAAAGUACCCGAGCGCCCGACAGACCUCCCCUCCAAAAAGCGCGCCCAGGAUGUCGGUCGGGUGACGACAGAAGUGCUGUCUUCCCUGUACGAGCCCUUCGUCUCAGUCCGUUCCGUUAUCCUUCGUCAAGCGUCCGAAGUUUGCUCCUGCAAAUAUUUCGGCGAUGUUCACCGCUUCAGGAGCCACUUCUUGCUGCCCGUCGCCCAUCUGCUCCGGCUGGUGAAAACAGAGGUGCAACAGAUGAAGGAAAAGGCAAUGUGCUCUCCUAGGCCGGAUAUAUUUAAAGCGCGCCCGGAGCCCGGAGCGUGCUGCGACAGCGGCUGCCCCGGCUGCCCUGGCCUGCAGAGCCACCAGGCGUGGCCGCUCUGCUUCAGCCGGCGGGUGGCGAUCCAGCUGUGCGAACUCGACUCCUCAGUGCUUCGACCCGGUGACUUCUACUUGGCAGCCGCCGUUGGACCCGAGGACCCAGCCCGAGUACCCGGCACGGCGAAACUGGUGCUCAAGUACCGCGACGACUUGGGCCACCUCUGUAGCAGAAGAAUCGAUGCGCACGACCUCGGGCGGCUCCUGGCCAUGGACUGGACGGCCUCGGGACAGGAGACGGACGAGCAGCUGGUGACUCUGCUCAAGCACCUGCUCGUCUCUGUCGAGCGGGGGCUCGAGAGGAUUGAGUGGGACUCUCUGCUGGCGGCCAACAAGACCUGGGCUUCUGGGCACCGCCUGGAAAACUGCCCCUGCAAGAACCACGCUUCGUUGCAGCAGCAGCAGCAGCCCGACGACGCGAACGACAGUGAAGGCCCAACGGGCCACGCCGAACCUGCCAAGGACCAGGCGACGGGCGGCCUUUGCCCAUGUUCCAAGAGCAGCAGCGGCUGUAGCGUCGACUCCGCCAGCCGUAGGACGAGCGCGUCCUCCGGAGUUGACCCAGGACCAUCGUCGAGCGACGAUUCUUCGUCCAGGGAAGGCUCCUGGGCCGGAAUGCUGCUUCCAGGUGAGUUAGAUGGCCUGUCUGCCCUCUUCCGCGAACGGACGUCACUGUCGAGGGAAGAGGAGCACGACGACGGCUACUGCGACAACAGCCUCGCCCAGCCGACCUCCAUGAGCCAGCUCGGACACAGGCUGCUGCUCUCCAGGGUCGCCUGUUUCCCAGGUGAGUGA
Dermacentor albipictus is the source of this 2936-nucleotide messenger RNA. The record is from RefSeq and is a predicted model, not a curated record. NCBI's taxonomy places the organism in Eukaryota, Metazoa, Arthropoda, Arachnida, Ixodida, Ixodidae.